Molecule: messenger RNA, 2181 nt
Organism: Pteronotus mesoamericanus
Lineage: Eukaryota; Metazoa; Chordata; Mammalia; Chiroptera; Mormoopidae
Gene: CAPN10
Product: calpain 10
Exons: 12
Coding region: 137-2125 (662 amino acids)
Biological process (GO): proteolysis
Cellular component (GO): cytoplasm
Molecular function (GO): calcium-dependent cysteine-type endopeptidase activity
Source: RefSeq, a predicted model, not a curated record
AGGGCCCGGCGAAGCUGGGGAACGUCGGGCAGCCCGAGGACGGCAGCCGACUCGGCCUCCCGCCGGGGCUACGCUCCCACUCGGCCGCGCUCGACGCGGGGGCGCGGGCUACACAUGGGAGCCCAGGGUGCCCAAGAUGCGUGCGCCGGCCAGGGAGCUGUUCCGGGACUCCGCCUUCCCUGCCUCGGACUCCUCGCUCUUCUCCAGCUUCUCCACGCCGCUGGCCCAGUUCCGGGAGGACAUCACGUGGAAGCGGCCCCAGGAAAUUUGUGCCGCGCCCCGGAUGUUUCCAGAUAACCCGCAGGAAGGGCAGGUGAAGCAAGGGCUGCUGGGGGACUGCUGGUUCCUGUGCGCCUGCGCCGCCCUGCAGAAGAGCCGGCACCUCCUGGACCAGGUCAUUCCUCCUGGACAGCCGAGCUGGCUCGACCAGACGUACCGUGGCUCCUUCACCUGUCGAGUUUGGCAGUUUGGACGCUGGGUGGAGGUGACCGUAGAUGACCGUCUGCCUUGUCUUGCAGGGAGACUCUGCUUCUCCCGGUGCCAGAGAGAGGAUGUGUUCUGGCUUCCGUUGCUGGAGAAGGCCUACGCCAAGGUCCACGGGUCCUAUGAGCGCCUGUGGGCGGGGCAGGUGGCGGACGCCCUGGUGGACCUGACCGGCGGCCUGGCAGAGCGGUGGAGCCUGAAGGGCCUGGCCCGCAGCAGCGGCCCGCAGGACGGGCCCGGCGGCCCAGAGCCCCGGACUUGCCGGCAGCUGCUCUGCCUCAAGGAGCGGUGUCCGAUCAGCUGCUCGGUGUUCAGCCCCAGAGCAGGUGCCAGGGAGCUGGGGGAGUUUCACGCCUUCAUCGUCUGGAACCUGCACGAGCUCCGCGGCCGGGCCGGUCAGAGCUUCCUGCUGCUGCGCAUUCAGAACCCCUGGGGCCGGCGGUGCUGGCAGGGGCCCUGGAGAGAGGGGGGCGAAGGGUGGAGCCAGGUGGACCCUGAGGCCUCGCGGGCCCUGCUCUCCCAGCUGCAGGACGGGGAGUUCUGGGUGGAAGAGGAGGAGUUUCUCCGCGAGUUCGACGAGGUCACCGUCGGCUACCCGGUCACGGAGGCCGGCCACCUGCAGAGCCUCCGCUCAGCAAAGGUGCUGAGCCACACGCAGGAGCUGCCGGGCGCCUGGGUGCAGGGACAGUCGGCGGGAGGCUGCCGCAACAACAGCAGCUUUCCCAGCAACCCCAAGUUCUGGCUGCGGGUCGCGGAGCCGAGCGAGGUGUGCGUUGCGGUCCUGCAGGGGCCCCGGAGGCGCGCGGCCGGCCGGGCCCGGGCGCCGGCCGGGGACGGCUGUGCUGCGUGGAGCCCCUCGAGCGUCCCGGGCAGGGACUACCCGGCCGUGGGCCUGCACCUCUGGAAGGUGGAGAAGCGGCGGGUGAGCCUGCCCAAGGUCCUGUCCGCGCCCCCUGUGGCUGGCACUGCGUGCCAUGCUUACGACCGCGAGGUCCACCUCUGCUGUGAGCUGGCUCCCGGCUACUACCUCGCCGUCCCCAGCACCUUUCUGAAGGACGUGCCGGGACAGUUCCUGCUCCGGGUCUUUUCCAGCGGGAAGGUCUCGCUCAGCGCCGUCAAGACGGUGGCCCAGAACCCUGACCCUGGGGCGGCCCUGCCGGCGGGGGAGUGGGAGACCGUGCAGCUGCGGGGCUCCUGGAGGGCCGGCCAGACGGCGGGGGGCAGCAGGAGCUUCGCCUCCUUCCCCAGCAACCCCUGCUUCCCCCUCUUGGUCCCGGAGGGCGCGGGCCCCCGCUGCGUCCGGAUCACCCUGCACCAGCACUGCCCAGACGGCGACUGCCACCCCAUCGGCUUCCACGUCUUCCAGGUUCCGGUGGGCGGCGAGGGCCCGGGGGCGCCCCCCCUGCUGCUGCAGAAGCCCCUGGUGAGCUGCGUGCCGCACUCCCACGCCCAGGAAGUGAGCCGGGUCUGCCACCUCCCUGCGGGGACCUACAGGGUGGUGCCCUCCACCUACCUGCCAGACACGGAGGGCACCUUCACGGUGACCAUAGCGACGAGGAUAGACAGGCGCUCCAUCCACAGCCAGGAGAGGCUGGGGCAGCUGCUCCAGGAGGCCUCCUUUAGGGCGGUGAUGAAGAGCUGACCGGACGGCCCUGCACGCCUGCUCCGGGGGCUGGAGUCCUCGGGGCUCCCCCUGGC